UAAACGUUUAAGAAAUCUAUAUCAGUAUAUAGGCAAUAGCCACACACUCGAUAUCAAGUAGGUCUACGAUAAAAUUGUUACGCAAGGAACGAAAGUAAACGUGACUGACAUAAAAUUGACCUUUAAGGCUUGUCGCCAUUUGUUCAUCUGGUUGUAAAUGUGAAUCACGUUCAGUUACGUCUCAUACUUGUAUGUGUAUAGCUGACAGGUAAAUUCAUUCACAAAAGAACGCUUAUAGUGUGAGGGAAAACACGUUUUCUUCAGUGCAGUUGUGGAGUGCAAACGAGUGAGCUGAAUAUUGGAAAAUUGUGUUAAAUACUGUGUUUGAUAAAUAAUGAAAAUUGCUGUUUUGGGGGCCACAGGUCCUUCUGGAAUUCAGCUUGUCAAGGAAGCAUUACAAAGGGGCCAUGACGUAACAGCAAUAGUGCGUAAUCCGGAUAAACUUACAGAUAGACAUGAAAAGCUUAAGGUUGUGAAGGCAAACAUUUUUGACCCCGAUUCUCUGGUACCACACCUGACAGGUCAAGAUGCAGUGUUAUCAUGUCUGGGCUGUCCUCCAAGCUGGUUCAGUCUGUGGACUGUAACUUUCUACACAGAUUCAGCGAAAUCUAUUGUCACCGCUCUUAGAAGAGCAGAUGUUAAAAGAUUCAUUUUCAUGUCUGCGUGGUACACAAAAUAUAACAGCAGCGAUCCAUUUAUGAUCAACUGGGUUCUCAAGCCUUUAUUUCUGGGUCAGUCCUUGAAAAAUAUGGGGGAAAUGGAAGAUUAUCUAGAGACUGAGUGUCCAGAUAUAGAAUAUACGUCCGUGCGUCCGCCUCAACUAACAAAUGCUGAAACCACAGGUGCGUCUGUUUUGCAUCACGAGGGACAACGUGUACCAUCAGACAAACGUGUCGUCUGCUGUCGACGUGAUGUAGCCAGGUUCAUGCUGGAUACAGCUGAAAGCGGGAAUUUUAAAAGGAAAUGUAUGGCCAUAGGUUCUGGGUGACACAAGGUUCAACGAGGAAAAUGUGGAAAUGAAAGACAAAAUUAUUUAACGUGAAAAGAGUGAUAAAGACGGUCGUAUGUUCAAGAAGACCAACAAAAAGGAUACAGAACUGGAUAUGAGCUCGACUUUGACGUUGAUGAUAGCCUUUGAACUUUGAGCUUGAGAUUUCAAGACAUGUAAAUGUAGAGGCGUGGUAAUAUGCGUCUAAAACAGUACAUGACUGAACUUUCACAAGUGUGCGGCUUUAUUAUGAUAUGAGUUUUAAAUCAGGUAUACACAUACUCGAUUAAUAUGAAAUAUCAACCUUUCUCAUUAUAAAACUGUGAAUGAUAUUAUCAAUUUAAUCUUGUUUUUGAAAUAUAUUUUGUUAAUUGA
Molecule: messenger RNA, 1363 nt
Organism: Mercenaria mercenaria
Lineage: Eukaryota; Metazoa; Mollusca; Bivalvia; Venerida; Veneridae
Product: flavin reductase (NADPH)-like
Exons: 4
Coding region: 335-988 (217 amino acids)
Source: RefSeq, a predicted model, not a curated record